AUGGCGGUGAUAUCAUCGAAUAAUCAUAAAACAAAUGAAGCAAGUGAAAAAGAAAUGAACCGUUAUAAAAUGGAUAAUAAAAAAAGCUUAAUUACCAAAAAUCAAAAUAAUGAAGAUAAUAAUAAAAACACAAGAAGGAUAAAUUUAGAUAUUACUGAUGAAGAAAUAAAAUUACAUGUAAAAAUUAUAGAAUCCUUAUAUCCAAAUAAAAAAUUAAAAAUUGACAAAGUAAUUAAUGGGACUUAUAAUAUAUUCACAAAAUUUUUAGUUCAAUCUCAUAUUGAUGAUUUUAAUUCAUUUAUAAAUGUGUAUAUAAAAAAUAUGCCUGAAACAUUACCAGUUAUUGAAUUUUCUCCUAAUCUAAAUAAAUACUCUUGUUUAAAUUAUGAGAAAAAACCAAAAGAACGUAUAAAAUUUUAUAUAAGUGAUAUAAUAAUAAAAACCCCAGUUAUAAAAAAUGAUAAUGGAAAUACAAGACCUAAUUACCCAUAUUUAUGCAAAUUAGCUUGUAGCACUUACGAAGGUGAAGUUUUAGUUGUAAUAAAUAAACAAUAUAAAAAUGAAAUUGUUCGAACUACUGUAAGUACAGGUUUUAUUCCUAUUAUGGUUUUAUCAGAUUUAUGUAAUUUAAAAAAUUUAAAUAAAAAAGAAUUAGUUCAAAAGGGGGAAGAUGAAAGCAUAUUAGGAGGAUUUUUUAUUGUUUCUGGUCAUUUAAAAAUAAUAAGAUAUGUAAUAUGCCCAAAAUAUAAUGCAAUAUUGCUAAACGAAGAAAAUAAAGUUCAUAUAAAUUGUUUACUAAGUGACAAUAGUGUUUUUAUUAAUUCUUUAUCUUAUUUAAAUAAUUAUGAAUAUGAAUAUUUAUCACGAUUCCAGGGGUCUUUUAUUCGUAUAGCAUUCAAUGUGUUAAUUUUAUGUCUGAGCCCAAUAAAAAAAAAAAGUUAUAUAUAUAACAAAAUUAAAUUGGGUAUAAAAAAUGAAAAUGCAAUCAAAUAUAUAGAAAAUUAUAUAAAUUCUAUUUUUUUAAAAAAUGAUAUUAAUGAAAAAGAAGUAUUCGAUAAAUAUAAUUUAAAAUAUUUAGGAAAGUAUGCAAAUACUUCAAGAACUAUAUUUAGAUAUUAUGACGGAAAUAAUUAUAAAAAAGGAAAAAAUGUUGUCAAAUAUUGUGUAUUACCACAUUUGCAAAGUAAUUCAGAAAAAUUCGAAACGAUUUGUUUAAUGUUUAAACAAUUAGUUCUAAGUAAAUUUAAAUUAAUUAAUACAGUAAAUAAAGAUUCUUUAGAAUAUCAUUCUGUAACAACUUGUAGUGGUUUAUUAUCAAAUAUUCUUAAAGAAAGAAUUUUAAGUUGCUUUUAUAGAAUGCAAAUGCUGUAUAGUAGAUCUCUUCAUAGAUUUUUGGAAAAAAAAUAUGAAGGAUUCAAGCUCAAUGUUAAACAAAUAUAUCUACGUUACAAGGAAAUGAUAUUGCAUGAAUUGAGUGAAGACCACUUCAAUCAGAUUUUGCUUAACAAUACGGAUAAAUUGGAAAACAAUGAAGAAUUAACCUCGGAAAAUGACAAUAUGAUCAGCAAGAGGGAUUCGACGAAAAAUCUCAGACUUAUGUUUAUGAACGAAAAGGAAAAAUUAUUUACAAAUGUCGAUGGGUACUUGAGAGAAAUCUUUAGUGAUUCUCGGCUAUUUAUUGAAAAUACUAGAACAUUUGGAGUUGCAUCUUUUGCUAUAUCAUAUCUUUUUAAAACGGGGAAUAUAUCAUCUGAUUAUAUACAUUACCAACAAAAAAGUGGGUGGGUUAUUUUAGCAGACGAAAUUAAUAACCUUAGAUUGCUAACUAAUUUUAGAGCUAUACAUAGAGGUAGUUUUUUUCAAGACGUUAAGGUUUUAUCACCAAGAAAAUUGUUAGGAGAAUCUUGGGGUUUUAUAUGCCCUGUCCAUACGCCUGACGGUUCGCCAUGUGGUUUAUUAAAUCACCUGUCUCAAUAUUGUUGUAUUCAUAAUGUUGCUAGUAACGAACCACAUAAAUUUAAUAUAAAAAUGUAUUUAAAAAAAAUUGGAAUAAAUGUUAAUUUAGAUGAAACAAGUGGUAUACAUACUGUUUAUGAGAAUCAAACUAUUCCAAUCAUUGUUGAUUCGGUUCCAAUUACAUAUAUUAGUGAAAAUGACUUUAAAAGAACCGUUUAUAAACUGAAAUAUGCAAAAAAUCAUAAUUUAUAUAAUUUAAAGUCACAUUUUGAAAUUAUUGCACACUUAAAUGAGCAAUCAUUGAUGGAUAGUAUAACAAUUCACACAUGUACAGGUAGAAUUAUAAGGCCUAUAUUAAAUCUAAAAAUGAAAUGUAUUGAAUUUAUUUCACCUGGAUAUCAACCAUAUGUUUCUAUAGCUGUAAAUUAUGAUGAUAUACUAAAAAAUAAUUUGGCUCGAAAAAUUUUAAAAAAAAAAGAAAAUAUGGUAAAUUUAAAUAGUAUAAACAAUACAAAAAAUACGAAAAAAAUGACCCUCAAAGAACAAUAUCAUUUUUAUACUAAUAAAAAACAUAACAUAGAAAAAGAGGCAGAAAAUUAUAAUGAAAGUGAAAUUGUAAGAAAAAAAAAUAAAAACAAAAUAUUAAAUAUGCUGGAAAAUAAAAAACAAUAUCAAUUUAAUGAGGAUGAAUAUAUUAGUAGCUCUGAUUAUGAAACAAGUAGUGAAUCUGAUAAAUAUUCAGAUGAUAAUAUGUCAUCAACAACUUAUAUCGAUAGUGAUGAAAACUUGAAUAUAGAUAUAUAUGAACAGAUUCCUCAAAAAUUUGAAUAUAUGGAAUUAAAACAAACAUCCUUUUUAUCAUUUUUAGCUUCUUUAACACCAUUUUCUGAUCACAACCAAAGUCCUCGUAAUAUAUAUCAAUGUCAAAUGCUUAAACAAACAAUGGGGAUACAAAGUUUAAAUAUGUUUUAUACUUUUACUAAUAAAAUUUAUAGAAUUAUAACACCACAAUUUCCACUUGUUGUUACAAGAGAUUAUGAAUUUUAUGGAGUUGAUAAUUUUCCUAGUGGUACAAAUGCGGUUGUUGCUAUAUUAGCAUAUACAGGAUAUGAUAUGGAAGAUGCACUUAUAAUUAAUAAAGCUAGUUCAGAUAGAGGAAUGUUUAGAACACAUAUAUAUAAAACGGAAGUAAUUGAUUUAUAUAAAAAAACAAAUUCUCCUGAUUUUGCUCUAGGUAAUAAUGUUAGAUAUACUAUUAAUAGUUUACCAACGAAAAAUAAUCCUCGUGAAUAUAAAGGAAGAUUUUUAAAUAAAGAUGGUUUACCAUGUAUAAACCAAAAAAUACUAGAAAAUAAUCCAUUAUAUUCAUAUAUAAAUAAAAAAAAUGAAUUAACUACUUAUGAAGUUUUUAAAACUCAUGGUGAUUAUUAUGUUGAUUGUGUAAGUAAUUCACAAAGUAAUAAUCAAGUUGCAAUAAUAAGAUUAAGAACAACUAGGCCACCUUUAGUAGGAGAUAAAUUUGCUUCAAGACAUGGACAAAAAGGUGUUGUCUCAAGAUUAUUCCCUCAUGAAGAUAUGCCUUUUUCAGAAAGUGGAAUCGUUCCAGAUGUUAUUUUUAAUCCUCAUGGUAUACCAUCACGUAUGACGAUUGGUAUGCUUAUCGAAAGUAUUUGUGGUAAAGCUGCUUCUAUAUAUGGCAAAAGAAUUGAUGCUACUCCUUUUAGAAAAUAUACUAAACAGAAAAGUUUCAAUAACCCAUGGAUUGAUGGUUGUGGAGCAAAGGGAUUUCUGAACAAGCAAGAUGAAAAUGCUGAUGAAAAAAAAACUACUAUAAAAAGUUCCACCGAAAAUAGUGACACAACUGAAAUUAGUUACGAUGAAAAAAUUGAUUUUUUUGCAAAAUUGCUACUAAAUAAAGGAUAUGAUUAUUAUGGAACAGAAUUAUUAUAUAGUGGUAUAUAUGGAGUCCCAUUACAAGCACAUAUAUUUUUCGGAGUAAUUUAUUAUCAAAGAUUAAGACAUAUGGCUUAUGAUAAAGCCCAAGUUAGACGGACAGGACCUGUAUGUCAUUUAACACACCAACCUUUAAAAGGUAAAAAAAAACAUGGUGGUAUAAGAUUAGGAGAAAUGGAAAGAGAUGGUUUAAUAUCGCAUGGUUGUAGUUUUAUAAUUAAUGAAAGAUUUUUAAUGAAUUCAGAUGGACAUGAAUGUUUUGUUUGUCCUAAAUGUGGAUUGAUAUUAUCUCCAAUUUUGCAAUAUAACUGUAGUGGCAAAUUAAUGAAAGGACGGUCAAUUGGAGGAAAUAGUAAAAUGGCAGUUUGUAAAUCGUGUAAUGUUUCAUGCAAAAUUGUAUAUGUUCCUUAUGUUUUGCGAUAUUUGUUGAAUGAGUUGGUCUGCUUAAAUAUAACAAUACGAUUAAAUAUACAAUCUAUAGAAUCCAUGUUUGGCAUGAAAUAA
Molecule: messenger RNA, 4413 nt
Organism: Plasmodium yoelii
Lineage: Eukaryota; Apicomplexa; Aconoidasida; Haemosporida; Plasmodiidae
Product: DNA-directed RNA polymerase subunit beta
Exons: 2
Coding region: 1-4413 (1470 amino acids)
Biological process (GO): DNA-templated transcription
Cellular component (GO): RNA polymerase I complex
Molecular function (GO): DNA-directed RNA polymerase activity; ribonucleoside binding; DNA binding
Source: RefSeq, a predicted model, not a curated record